AUGUGGUGGUUACUCGCUGUGCCCGCAGGGGCAGUCGCUCUAUUCGGAUGUGGUAAAGUAUGCCAUUCGGAGUGCAGUGCUGCUGUCAUCACAAGUCGAGAAGAUCAGAACGAUCAGGACGAUCAGGAAGAUCAGGACGUUCAAGCAAAUCGCGCUCACGUCAUUCUCGAAGUCAUAGAAGUCACAAAAGCCGUAGAGGGAGAAGAGGAAGGUCGAGUCGAUCUCGAAGACAUAAAUCGCGUA
This is a messenger RNA of Strongylus vulgaris, 243 nucleotides long. Lineage: Eukaryota; Metazoa; Nematoda; Chromadorea; Rhabditida; Strongylidae. The record is from the annotation of a GenBank genome assembly.